AUGUAUACCGCUUUGUCUUGCCGAUGUACAGCGAUAACUGAUGGCGCUUUUAUGCGAGGUGCAUUUGGAAGGUGUAAGAAGAGAUGGUUUCAGACGAUUAUAACUGGACUGGGGAACCCCAAAAACCAGUACCAGUACACGAAACACAAUGCUGGAGUGCUAAUGGCAGAUCUAUUGAAGAAAGAGCUUGCCCAGCGUCAAAGUUGGGUCAAAUAUGGCAAGAAGUCCCUUGCUGAGUACGUUGUUCUCCAAGACAAGAAUGUUAUACUGUGUAAAAAUACAGGAGGGUACAUGAACUUAAGUGGAGAGACAUUUUUACCGAUAUGGAAAAGCCUUGAACGUGAGCACCGUCCUUCCGAUGGUGUAACCGAAUGCGUUGUGAUAUUUGAUGAUCUGGACACUCCAUUUGGAAAAGUGAAGUUGAGAAAGCCAGGGACCAGUACAAAGGGCCAUAACGGACUAAAAGACAUUGCUAACAAGCUAGGACACUUGAAUUUUUACAAGCUAGCAAUAGGAAUUGGGCGGCCUGCCGAGCGAGAUCCACAGCAGGUUGUCAACCACGUCCUAAGCAAAUUCAACAACAACGAACUCUCAAUUCUAGAACAAGAAUGUCUACCUGAAACAUUAAGACUGCUGGAACCCUUCUUGCGCUAA
Messenger RNA from Tetrapisispora phaffii CBS 4417, 654 nucleotides. It is a transcript of the gene PTH1, whose product is annotated as aminoacyl-tRNA hydrolase. NCBI's taxonomy places the organism in Eukaryota, Fungi, Ascomycota, Saccharomycetes, Saccharomycetales, Saccharomycetaceae. Gene Ontology annotation, molecular function: peptidyl-tRNA hydrolase activity. The coding region runs from base 1 to 654 and encodes 217 amino acids. The record is from RefSeq and is a predicted model, not a curated record. The transcript has a single exon.